This is a messenger RNA of Temnothorax curvispinosus, 4095 nucleotides long. RefSeq names its product cyclin-G-associated kinase (gene aux). The transcript is spliced from 7 exons. The coding region runs from base 115 to 3660 and encodes 1181 amino acids. Gene Ontology annotation, cellular component: cytoplasm. The record is from RefSeq and is a predicted model, not a curated record. Gene Ontology annotation, molecular function: AP-2 adaptor complex binding; protein serine/threonine kinase activity; ATP binding. NCBI's taxonomy places the organism in Eukaryota, Metazoa, Arthropoda, Insecta, Hymenoptera, Formicidae. Gene Ontology annotation, biological process: protein phosphorylation; regulation of clathrin-dependent endocytosis; positive regulation of Notch signaling pathway.
AAUAUGGCCGCACGGUAUCGGCUGUCCGCAGCGACGCGACUGUGAGAGAGAGUGUGUGAGUGGGCUAUCCCGCUAUCCACGGGGGGUUGCCCACCGAGGCAGGUCCAGGGAAAUAUGUCGGACUACCUGAGGUCCGCGCUCGGGUACCUGAACGGCGGCACCGGCGGCAACGAUUACGUCGGCCAGACGUUGGACAUCAACAAUGUGAAGCUGCGGGUGACGCGACUGAUCGCCGAGGGUGGAUGGGCAUUGGUGUUUGCGGUAGAAGAUGUUGCUACGGGAAAAGAAUACGCACUUAAGAGACUUAUCGCCGCCGAUGAAGAUGCAAACAAAGCCAUUAUACAAGAGAUAGAAACAUUGAAGAGACUGUCGAAUCACCCAAAUAUUAUUCAGUUCUUAUAUGCUCAACGACUAGAGCGAGAGGAGCGUAAAGGAUACGAGUACCUGGUCGUCACCGAGCUAUGUCCCGGCGGUACGGUAGCGGAUAUACUCAGGAGCGUGUCCGUGAAUACGCUGACUCUCGCCCAGGUGUGCAAGAUAGCCUAUCAAGCGGUACGUGCGGUGCAUCACAUGCACAGCCAGCAGCCGGAACCCUUCGUUCACCGGGACAUCAAGCUGGAGAACUUUUUGAUCGGUAGAGACGGCCUCGUGAAACUUUGUGACUUCGGUAGCGCCUCGACUCAGCAGAUACUACCCGAUCCGUCAUGGAAUGCUCAAAAACGUGCCACUCUGGAGGAUCAAAUGGCCAAGUACACAACCCCCAUGUAUCGCGCCCCGGAAAUGAUGGAUACGUGGAACAAUGACCCUAUAGGGCCUCCGGUGGACUGUUGGGCUUUAGGGUGUAUAUUAUAUUCUUUAGUUACAUUGCGGCAUCCUUUUCCCGAAGGCAACAAAUUGGCAAUUGUGAACGGCAAGUAUUCACCGUUACCGCCUAAUCCACGGUACGCAUGUCUGCACGAUCUGGUGAAGGGAUGUCUGCAAGUCUCGCCCAUACAGAGGCUGACGACAGCGCAGCUCUUGGAACGUUUGGCGGCAAUCGCCGAAUCGAACGACUUCGAUCCCAGAGAACCGGCGCGGAUCGAAAUCACGAUCAAGCCGUCGCCACCCCCGCGUCCAACGCCACCACCACCACCGUCGGACACGCCAGCCCCAGUUCCUCGUUCCACCACGCCGGCAACGAUGCCGCCGCCAAGACCGGCGCCCGUGCAGACGGUAGUGUCCAAGGUCCCGGCGACUCAGAGCACAACUGGCCUAUUCAACUCGCUGAGAGGCGGCGCCGGAAGCAUUCUACGCAACUUGAAAGACACUUCCAGCAAGGUGAUGCAUACCGUUCAACAGAGUAUGGCCAGGACGGAACUGGACGCGAGUUAUCUGACGUCGCGCAUACUCGUUAUGCCGUAUCCGGCCGACGGGAUCGAAUCUGCCUAUCGGGCUAAUCACGUGGAGGACGUGAGAGCGUUCCUCCACGCCAGGCAUCCGCCGCCCGCCAAGAUUCAACUAUACAAUCUGUCCCGCGGCCGGCCGAGCGUCACGCGACUCCCCGGCAGGCACAUUGAUUGUUCAUUUGCCUACGCCACUCCGGAAUCGAACGCACCAAUGCUAUUUGCUCUGUACCAGAUCUGUCAAGAUAUCUAUCAGUAUUUGAACGCUGACUUUAAUCACGUGGUGGUGCUAUAUUGUAAUGACGGGUAUCGAGCGAGCGCCACAGUGGCAUGCACUCUAUUGAUCUACAGCAGAGCCCUGACCACUGUCGAGGAGGCGAUCGCUCUGUUCACGACGAGACGCUGUCAGCCGCCACAUCUACAACCCUCGGAAUUGCGCAGUAUUAAUUACAUGAGUAUGCUCAGUGGCGGUCGGCCUCCGCACACGAAGCCGUUGGUCCUCCGUUCUAUUGUCGUACAACCGGUGCCGUUGUUCACCAGAGCGAAAGACGGUUGCCGGCCGUACAUAGAGAUCUACAGUAACGGCGCGCUGGUCUUCACGACGAAGAAGGCCAACUACGAGGAAAUGAAGCUGUUUGGAAUUAUGGAGGGCAAGGUCUGUCUGAUUCUGGGAGACGCGGCCGUGCGCGGUGACGUCACUCUAGUGAUAAACCACGCCAGGCAGCAGCUCGGCCGUGUUAUUGGCAUUAAAAUCGCUUCCCUGCACUUCCAUACUGGCUACGUGCCCAUCACCGAGAGCGCCUUGACGUUCGAAAAACGCGACUUGGACGAUGCUCCCGAGAUUGGCGGCAAGUUCCGCGUUGUGCUGAAUGUCAUGAUAGGUGAGGAAAAUUCGAAAUUGUCGAGGGUGCCGUCGCCGUGGGAAGCGGAAACGUGUGUCAAGCCCGUGCCGGGUCCGCUGUUUGGUUCAACGCUGGAAAUGGAGGAAACUCUGGAGAACUUUAGGACAUCUCCUCAUGAGGAAGAGACUCAGAAAGUACCGUUGAAUGAAACCGACAAGAUUUCACAACACGAAGCAGUACCUCAACAGCCGGAACAGCCGAAAGAGGAAGAGCCAAGCAAGAUCGAAGAGAACAGCUUUCAGGAGGCUGAUUUGUUGAACCUCGGCAUGCCGGACAAUACCAAUAAUACCUCAAAUACUCCCGCCGCCGCGGCGGCAAAUCCAGGAUUAGAUAUAUUUUCUAGUUCUAGUCAGAACGAAAGCGAUCUCUUGGGCGGUUUCGGCGUGUCGGCGCCGCAGACCGAGGCCGCCAAUUCGAUACCCUUAAUUAACAAUAACGCCCCGACUGACUUACUGUUCGGACACGACAGUUCUGCGACGAGGAGCAACAUCACACCCAGCAACAGCAAUCUGAACAUGAAUGAUCUGUUUUUCGGACAGAGUCAGACAACGUCGAGCAACGUCAAGGAAGUCAACGAUCUGCUGUUCGAUCCGCUGGGCGGAAACGCCUCGAGCAAUCUUCUCGGCAACAGCACGAACCCGAAUACCGCGAAGUGUCCAAAUUCCGAGGAAAAUUUCCCGCGAAAUGCCAGCGUGCCGAACUUCGCCGCUCAAGCUAACAAGGAUCCAUUUGCCAAUUUGGCCGGAUCAUUGGGCGCCGGUCUUGCAGGUAGCUGGAACGGCACGCCGAGGAACUCGAAUACCCCGCAGUCGGCGAGUCCGGCGCCUGCAAGUACGCCGAUCCAUUCCAGCCCGAACGCAAUGCACAAAUCCAACGCGGCGACAAACGAGGCUAAUGGCGCGGGUAGCGGCACCUCGGACGCGUUUGGCGGUAAACCGAAGGAGAAGAGCGGCGAUGCGUUCGAGGAUCUGCUUGGUAGCCAGGGAUACAACUUCUUCAGCUCGCGCAAAGCGGACAAGGACAGCCCGAAGACAAUAAAUCAGAUGCGAAAGGUGGAAGCGGCCAAGUCGAUGGAUCCCGAUAGGAUGAAAAUUGCUGAGUGGACGGAGGGUAAGAAAGGAAAUUUGCGGGCUCUGCUUUGCUCGUUACACACGGUCCUAUGGCCGGAGGCUGAGAGGUGGCAGCGUUGCGAAAUGCAUCAAUUGGUCACGGCUGCGGACGUCAAGAAGGCUUACAGAAAAGCUUGCUUAGCUGUACAUCCGGAUAAGCAAGCGGGCACAGCAAAUGAGAAUAUAGCAAAGUUGAUUUUCAUGGAGCUGAACAAUGCGUGGAGCACGUUCGAGAAUGAUGCGUCGCAGCAAAAUCUAUUUAGCUAAUUUUAAUGAUCGUUAUCCGUUAUCGAGAACCUGUCUCUGUAAUUAAUUUAGUUCCUAGCGGAAAGGGGAGCUAAGGGUGGGGCGGAGAUCUCGUUAUCUGUGGGAUAACUGCAUCCAUGUAACUACAUUCCGACUAUGUUAUUUUAGCUGUAGAGAGAAAGACAGGGUGCGAAAGAGAGAAAGAGAGAGAGAGAGAGAGAGAGAGAGAGAGAGAAAGAUAGAGAGCGCAUGAGAGAGAAAGUAAAGUCUUCGGAGGCGGCAGCGAGUUCCGCGAAGCAGUGCUUCGGGACGCGUCUCCUUAUUGUUUCAACGCCUUGUAAACCUAGUUAAAAUGCCCUCAAUUAUGGCAGUGCGACGUAACGUAUAUGUAUAUAACGCAAAUGUACAUUAAAAAGAAGAUCCCAAAUAUACGAAGCUAUUUUCGGCCGAAAAGAA